AUGUUGCUCUUCUGCCCCAAUUGCGCCAACAUCCUCACCGUCUCUGCCUACGCGGGCGUGCGCAACCGCCUCGAGUGCCGGACCUGCCCCUUUGAGCACGCCAUCACCGAGCCAAUCUACUCACGCCGCGAGUUUGAGCGCAAGGAGCGCGAGGACGUCUUUGGCGGGCCCGGCGAGUGGGACAACGCCGACAAGGCGCGGGCCCAAUGCCCCAAGGACGGCUGCAACGGCGAUGAGGCCGCCUUCUUCCAGGUCCAGAUCCGCAGUGCCGACGAGCCCAUGACUACGUUCUACAAGUGCAUGACGUGCGGGAACCGGUGGAGAGAAAACUGA
This is a messenger RNA of Colletotrichum orchidophilum, 333 nucleotides long. RefSeq names its product transcription factor S-II. Gene Ontology annotation, cellular component: RNA polymerase III complex. The coding region runs from base 1 to 333 and encodes 110 amino acids. Gene Ontology annotation, biological process: termination of RNA polymerase III transcription; DNA-templated transcription. The transcript has 3 exons. Gene Ontology annotation, molecular function: nucleic acid binding; zinc ion binding; DNA-directed RNA polymerase activity. The record is from RefSeq and is a predicted model, not a curated record. NCBI's taxonomy places the organism in Eukaryota, Fungi, Ascomycota, Sordariomycetes, Glomerellales, Glomerellaceae.